This is a messenger RNA of Hylaeus volcanicus, 5785 nucleotides long. RefSeq names its product cationic amino acid transporter 4. The transcript has 9 exons. The coding region runs from base 387 to 2333 and encodes 648 amino acids. Gene Ontology annotation, cellular component: plasma membrane. Gene Ontology annotation, molecular function: amino acid transmembrane transporter activity. Gene Ontology annotation, biological process: amino acid transport; transmembrane transport. The record is from RefSeq and is a predicted model, not a curated record. Lineage: Eukaryota; Metazoa; Arthropoda; Insecta; Hymenoptera; Colletidae.
GUGUUUCAGAGUUUACUACUUAUAGGCGCAAACGAAUGAUCAGAUCGCAAAGGGUUAAUACUGAUUCUGUCGGAGUUACAGAAGAUUCAAUUAAUCGAUGCGAUCGUGCGUUCUCAGAAAAACUGUGCGCUUGGUAAAGUGUUAAUAUCGCCGAUUAACAGGAUCGUCUUCGUUAAUACUGUCGAGAGAGAAGCGACAUAAAUAGUCCUAACAGAGCUGAAUCGAUCGAAUGCUCGAGCCUGCGUGCUGGCGGAUACCCCAUGCGACUUCUCCGUAGAUUUCAGCGUCCGUCGUGAUCUCAUUCGUCACAGUUCAGAUAUCGUUCCAACGAGUCAGCUCUGUCAUCCGUUUUCCAAAUCGGUUUCGUAAACCACAACCGCCUAAAAAUGCCAUCGGUACGCCGGAUGAUCUUGGGGCACGUCGUAUCCGGCUUGUGCACCAAAAUGAAUCGAACGAAAAAGCUUCAAGGUGAUUUACUGGAGACACCGAUGAAGAGGUGCCUUUCCACGUUCGACAUCACGCUCCUCGGUGUGGGUCAUAUGGUCGGCGCUGGGAUUUACGUCUUGACAGGAGCCGUGGCCCACAACACCGCUGGUCCAGGUGUAAUUUUGAGCUUCCUAUUCGCUGGGGUGGCUUCCCUAUUCGCGGCUCUAUGUUACGCGGAAUUUGGCUCUCGAGUUCCAAAAGCUGGCAGCGCUUACGUUUACACCUACAUCACCGUAGGUGAAUUCUGGGCGUUCGUGAUCGGUUGGAACAUCAUACUGGAGCACAUGAUCGGUGCUGCAUCGGUGGCCAGAGCCUGGAGUGGAUACGUGGACUCGUUAGCAGGAGGAGCUAUAAGCAACUACACCCGUUACAUGAUGCACGGCUACACCAUGGCAGAACCACUGGGACAUUACCCAGAUUUCUUAGCAGCUGGUCUCUGCCUGGCUUACGCUAUGCUACUCGCCUUGGGCGUCAAAUGUUCAGCGACGGUCAAUUCUCUGUUGACAAUCGUCAACCUAGCCGUAAUGGCCCUGGUGAUCGGUUUGGGAAUUUCUUACGCGAAGCUUUCAAAUUGGAGCAGCGAGAACGGAGGUUUCCUGCCGUUCGGGUUCACUGGAGUGCUAACGGGUGCCGCAACGUGUUUUUACGCUUUCGUGGGCUUCGACUCGAUUGCAACUUCCGGCGAGGAGGCCCGCGAUCCUGGACGCAGCAUCCCUCGAGCGACGCUUCUCUCUAUGGCGAUCGUCACCAUGGGCUACGUUCUGGUUGGUGCAGCUUUAACGUUAAUCGUACCUUAUUACAACAUCAAUCCAACCGCAGCCCUUCCCGAAGCAUUCUCAUCGAGGGGGAUAUAUUGGGCUAAAUACGCAAUAAGCGUGGGAGCGUUGUGUGGGAUGACAACGACCCUUUUCGGAUCCCUGUUCUCUCUACCGCGGAUAAUGUACGCAAUGGCGAACGACGGUCUGCUCUUCGGGUUCCUGGGCCACGUGAACGAACGCACGCAAGUACCGGUUCUGAACUUGGCCAUCAGCGGGGUUCUCAGCGCCCUGAUCGCUUUGUUGUUCGACCUCCAGCAUUUGGUCGAGUUCAUGUCCAUCGGUACUUUCCUGUCCUACAGCAUCGUUUCGGCUAGCGUGAUUGUCUUGAGGUAUCGCCCCGAAAAGGUCACGCCUGCACCUUCGAAUGCUGGCACUCCGAGCACCCUGGCAUCGCCUCCCACGGAGAGCGCAGAUUCCAAUAGCGAUUGCAACAGCGUCACAUCCAUCGAGUCAAAGCUUUUGGAUCUGAGCGAAGGCACUGGCAAACUGAAACCACGAUACGCCUGGAUGGCUAAGUUUUUGGGCGACGGCAAGUCUGGAAUGGGGGUGACCGGUUUGGUGCUGCUUUACAUAGGUGGUUGCAUAUCUCUAACCCCUUUGGUACUUUUAACGCACAUGCGUAUCUUUCCGAUGGGUUGUGGCUACUUCACCGUGACCUAUAUGGUUAUCUUGACGGUCGGAAGUUUACUCAUGAUCUGUGCGUACCAACAAAAUCCUCCUACUGGCGAAUUUCGCGUACCCAUGGUACCCCUGGUACCAGCACUGAGUAUUUUGUUCAACGUGGGACUGAUGUAUCACUUGUCCCUUCUAACUUGGCUACGAUUUCUCGUGUGGAUGAUAUUCGGAAUAUUGAUAUACUUUUUGUUCGGGAUCCACUACAGCAAAGAGUCGACCAGCCCGGAUUCUUAUUCGGUUCUAAUGGCGACCUCGGAAGCGGAAAGAGGAGCGAAGUGGAGCGCCACGUUGCAGCGCGUCAAUCAGAAAAGCGAUAAAGUUCCGAUUUUAAACGACGACGAUUUAGUCCACUAGAAACUUUACCGUUCCUCGAAACUGUAUAACGAUAUGCUAAUCGCCGCUGGAUGUAAAUCGUUGUUCGUAGAAAAAGCGAAGCGUAACACGACCAUCGUUCUCUUCGUUGAGGCUUAUAGAAGCCCCCUUAAAAAUGGAGAACAGUUUCGACGGGCACUUGUACAUACCGACGUUACGUGAAAUGCUGAAUCUAAUUAAUCGCGACCUCAUGAAACCCCCUGCCCUCGAAAGUUUACCGGGCCGAACAUUGGAGAGAUCUCAGAACAGACAAGACUGUGUUUUAGUACUUACCUUGGCUGGUUUUCGGUAGAUACUGGUUUGUUCGUUGUAUUAUAAUUGCAGGCCCUGAUCAGAGUCUCCUUUAUAAUUUAUCACGCACAAAUAUACGCAUAUUCUUUAUUUUAAUAGCGCGCAUCGAUUGCACGUCCCUAUAGUAAAUUCGAGAACGUUCGUUUACAUGGUUUUUUCAUAGAUAAAGGACAGAACAAAAAGUUCAUCCGUUGAUAUAGUACAACAGCAGAAUUCGAGCGACUCUAUGGGAAAGUAUUACAUUAUAAUAUGGUUCUUGACCAACCUGCGAUCAUCUGGUGCAAAAAAAAAAAAAUGGGUUGAACACUUCGAAUCCGAAGAUUAAAAGCAAUCGUAAGGAAAGAAACUCGCGGGUAUAGCGUAUCCAUUUAAUCGCCAAGUGGACAUACACACAGGCGUAAUGUUUAAAUCAAAAGACAUAAGAGCAAAAGGGAUAGAGGAGUCACCGUAUUUUUAACGAAAGACCAGAUUUUUAAAAGGGAGGCCGAGCGACUGUCUCUUCUAGUGAAUUUUAACGUUCUGCUACAAGGAUCGAAACAUGGUGCCUUAGGAACGGAUAGACUAAUUAUAUAGUAAGAUAUAUGAAUCUAAAUACAUGACAAUAGAUUCGCCUGUUACACGGCAGGCAUUAAGCUUAAGAUUACCUGUACACAGAUUUGCUAAGCACGUGGAUUACCCAGUGGCGUAUCGUCGUCGAUGUCAGGGUCCUUCUGCUUGUAAAAUAGUACGUUUUCAUUGUCUAAGCCGCGAUAGAUUAGAAAAAUUCCGUUGGAUUUAUAGCAUUGGCCCCAUUUUGCCGCAGAGGCUCGGUACGAUUCGUAUUGCACCGCGACGACGCCUCUGGGAUCAACCGUUCCUCAGACCUGGGCAAUUUUUAUUUGAAAUGAAAGUGAGAAAUAAUUAUGCGAAAUGAUGUUCAAGUUAUCUAGAAAUUCUGUUCCAUUUACGUAACUAUAUUUAUAUAAUCUGUAUAAUUGUAUAAUUUAUGUCAUUCGUACAAAUUAUACAAGCUUUAUACAGCUUCAGAAAAACAAAAACGCGAGAUAAGGUACCAUGUUACUUGAAAUAUUUGUUCGAAAUGAAAUAAGGUCCGUUCAUUCCUCCUUCAAGAUUGUAUCACUUUAUUUACGUUAUAGUAAAAUAAUACAAGUUACAUUAUUACGUUUAUAUAAUUUAUAUAACUCCAUAAUUUAUAUCAUUUAUACAAUUUAUAUAUGUAUUAUAUAUGUAUAUACAUAUAUGCAUUACAUAUAUGUAUAUACAUAUAUGCAUUACAUAUAUAUAUAUACAUAUAUGUAUUGUAUAUGUAUAUAUGUAUUUAUAUAUGUACGUGUUAUAUUUUAUUUCACUUUGUAAAAUAACAUGCAAACUCUGAUUGUACAUAAAAACGAAAUUUGAAAAAAAAAAGUGAAGUAAGAUAACAUGUUACUUGAGAUAUUCUUUAAAAAUGGAGUAAGAUCACGCGUGCCCAAUAAAACUGCCCAGGUCUACCGUUCCUAAUCCACCAAUCUACUCGUGAUUGUCUCAACGUUAAGAAUAUGAAAGGAACACUAUUGACUAAUGAAAUAUCUCGCGGUUAACCGUUUCCGCGUAAAAUACGUAAGCGCACGUAUCAUCGUAAACCACAGUCCUCCGUUGAACAGAUCAAACAAGGAUCGAUUGCACUGGUUACAGUAACAGAUAAAUAUAAUCGGUGUUACGUAAGAAACUAUGUACAUGCGUAUCGAUGUCGUAAUGAUUACUACCGUCGAAGUGUCGUAGCCGUUACUUAGAUGAUGAAAACACCGUAGCGAAACCGUAACCAUGUUGUACAAAGGUGUAACGCCAGAACCUAGCCAUUCGAGUGUGUAUUACACAGAAUCAGUGGCGCAUUACACCUUCACGGAGCGCGAAACAAAAUUCGGUGUCCCGAUUUAAAACAAAAAGGAACAACGAACAUUUUUAUAUCGAAUCUUAUUUUUAAAAUAAAUUAUUACAUUAUUCCGCACAAUAGCUACCCAAAUGAAAACAAUUAUUCCUUUUCAGUUACCAUGCACAAAUUCGUUCAAGUGAGACCUUUUGUUAACUUCGAUCUUCAUUUAUAAAAUAAACAAAUUACAUAAGAGAUACAUCAAAUAUAGGACCUUCUUUAAAAAAAUGUACAUCGACGUACCGAAAACAAUAAUUAGCGUUUUUUCCAGGUGAGAUUAAUACGUGUUUAUGCCAAGUACCGCGAAUAAAGAAAUUCGUUUCACGUAUCAUUGUACGUGAGUACAAUGUAAGUAACGAGAGCGAAUUUUUUGGAGCUCUUCGAGGCCCUAGGAUAAUGCGCCACUGCAGCAGGGCAACCAGAAGAAGCGCAAGGGGCCAUCCACCCCCUACGAAAGAGUGUGAAACAUGUUUUCAAAUAUUGGAUUGUCCGGAAAGUCCAUGUCGGUUUUUGGUAGGUGGUACAGGUCUGAAUAUAUCGAAGUGAAAACAAAUAACACGCAUACAUCCCUUAAAAGGUGGAAAGGCUGUGGAACAGAAUGGCACCUAUGUAAUUCAAUAAAUAUAUAUUAAAAUUCAAGCAUGUUUUUGAAUGUUUCUUAGAAAUUGCCGCGAACUUUCUGGACAACCUGAUACUAUACCGUAAUUCUUAAGGAACGCUUAUUUAUAAAUAAAUACAGAUCUGCGAGAACGUUACCGCCCUCGAAUUUGUCCAAUCUCUGGUUGCCCCACUGUACGUAUGUACAGAGUGAAUCGCUUUAGUCACCGUCGUAGAAUGUUUUUCGGUUAGCCCGUUUUAAGUGAUUCACCCUGUAGAAUAGAAAUCGCGAGAAAAGAGCCGACGAAUAUUUUCAUUCGGAAUCGUCUGCGCACAAUUUCCGGAUGUACGAGCCAUAGAGAAUUCAUAUGUAUUUACCCCCGAAAUUUCCGAAACGUACGCGCAGUUCAUAACGCUUAAUGUACAGUAGAUUACGUUACGAUAUCCGUAUAAAUAUUAUAGAAAAAUCAACUUUCGUAAACAGCGAAUGCGCAUUCUAAUUAUACACGACCGUUGCGAUCAUUCGCAGCGAUCGAUUGCGUGUAUAUUGGUAUAUUGCGUAUAAUAUUGGUACACAAAAAUGAUUGUCAGUGUAAUGUACUAUAUAUCUUCUAAUAUAAAACGUUUACGAUUGAAA